Trametes versicolor FP-101664 SS1 is the source of this 1433-nucleotide messenger RNA. Its product is annotated as DUF537-domain-containing protein. Gene Ontology annotation, cellular component: cytoplasm; peroxisome. The record is from RefSeq and is a predicted model, not a curated record. Bases 1 to 1371 code for a protein of 456 amino acids. Gene Ontology annotation, molecular function: mRNA base-pairing post-transcriptional repressor activity; CCR4-NOT complex binding; RNA nuclease activity. The transcript has 4 exons. Gene Ontology annotation, biological process: post-transcriptional gene silencing. NCBI's taxonomy places the organism in Eukaryota, Fungi, Basidiomycota, Agaricomycetes, Polyporales, Polyporaceae.
AUGAAGGACACAUUCGACGAACACGUCGCCAUCUUCUGGGACUAUGAGAAUUGUACACCGCCGAGCACUGGGCCUGGCUACGACGUCGUCAACAACAUUCGCCAAAUUGCGCUCGAGUACGGCAGCGUCAAGUUGUUCAAAGCGUACCUGGAGCUAUCCGAGCAGUCGUCGUCGAAAACUAUCGGGUUACGUUCCGAACUACAAUCAUGCGGGGUCUCCCUGACCGACUGCCCCCACAACGGAAGGAAGGAUGUUGCGGACAAAAUGAUGAUCGUGGACAUGCUCACCUAUGCAAUCGACAACCCUGCACCGGCCACGGUGGUUCUCAUCUCCGGGGACCGCGACUUUGUCUACGCCGUUUCUGUGCUUCGCUUGCGCAGAUACCGUGUAGUCGUCGUCGCUCCCAACUCCGCCCACACGAGUCUCAAAUCCCAGGCCUCCGUCGUUCUAGACUGGGAGGCGCAUAUUAUGCGUAGGACGCUCCCCCGCCUACUAGCGCCCGAGGCAAAUCUUCAAGCGCCUACGGAUGACGUUCUGCAUCGCUCUCCUAGACGUCCGCCUUUGACGUUUGGGGGAACGCUGCCGCCGGUCACCCCGAAGUCGCACCGUCGUCCGUCGUUCAGAGCGGCCGCUUCCGCCCCAAUAGCCGGCUUGAACGGCGGUGCCGGAACUUCUGGUGGUGUGUCGUUCCAAGGACACCAUCGGAGUUCCUCCGGGAUCACGGACGACGGCUGUUUUCUCUCUGGUCCUGAACAUAUGGCGGACCGUCCAUUCUACCCAGCCGCUGAGCGUCAGACUGUGAUCCCGUCAGCCAUCGAGGAUGAGGAUGAUGAAGAAGAGGCCAUAUCCGCGGCUCGACAGUCGAUACCUGACAUUGUCGACGUGAUAGAAGAUUUACAGGGGAGGAUAGGUGGAAAUAUCUCUACGUCUAAGCAGGAUACGCUCUCGCAAUCCGCCGCAAAACAGGCACCGCAGCCCAGCCCUGUAGCAGUCACAGCGAGCGCAAAGGGCCUCGCGAGCGUCGAUCCUGUAGUGAAAACACCUCUCGCACCGCCCGUACUGCCGCCCUCCAAAACUGUAAUCAUCCCAGAUACGGUCGAUUCCCCGCCGAAAGCACCCCGACUGCCCCUCCCGCAGAAAUACGAGCUCCUUGUUCGCGUAUUGAAGGAGUCUAAAGCACGUGGAGUCGAAUGGGCCUCGCGCUCUCAUGUCGGCGUACGGCUCAAGCAACUCGACCAGAAGGUCUACUCGAAGGCAGGCGUCACCUCGUUUAAGCAGUACACGGUCGCGGCUGCGGAUGAAGGGAUCGUGAUUUUAGGGGGUUCCCAAGCUCAAGCAUGGAUCACUCUCAGCCCAGACUACGACGGUUAACGACACAGCUAAGAGCUUCCAUCUAAGUAUCCCACAAGGCCGAGCGCCGAAGCUGUGCUUCU